Lotus japonicus is the source of this 2698-nucleotide messenger RNA. RefSeq names its product probable cyclic nucleotide-gated ion channel 20, chloroplastic. Bases 169 to 2475 code for a protein of 768 amino acids. Gene Ontology annotation, biological process: transmembrane transport; monoatomic ion transport. Lineage: Eukaryota; Viridiplantae; Streptophyta; Magnoliopsida; Fabales; Fabaceae. Gene Ontology annotation, cellular component: membrane. The transcript is spliced from 13 exons. Gene Ontology annotation, molecular function: monoatomic ion channel activity. The record is from RefSeq and is a predicted model, not a curated record.
GUUUUCACCUUUAAAACUCUCUCUCACACACACUAAACACUGUUGAUAUUUACACAUAAUCCUCUCUAUUUUUUCCAUGCAUUCUUGAACUUGAAUGGGAGCAAAAUAGAGUUGGUGGGGGUUUCACUGGGAAUUCAAUUCCUUUUCAACCAGAAUCAUCAAGAAACUAUGGAUAAUUUUGAAAAAGAUGGGGUUCCUGUGCUGUCAGAAACACAUGUACAAGUAUCUGAUAAACUCAUCGAUUAUAAUUUCCGGAGGCCUGUAUCAAGGACAAAGAAUGUAGCAAUUUCUAUUCCCAUGAUAUCCAUGGAGUCACAUCAGAAUGAAAGUAGUCUUAAGGAACACACUAGCCCAUUAUGUAGUGAGAGGAAAAAUCCCUUGAUGCAGAUGAGUAAUCCGCUAUAUGGUACUCAUGGAACUAGAAAUCUUUUGCAGCAGACAAUGGUUGUGAAAGAAAACAAAGUAUCAGAGAGAAAGACAGAAAAAAAUUAUACUUUCCACGGCACAGGUGAGCGGCACUGGAAUAGUAACAGCCCUGAUAAGAAAAAUGAACACUUGUGGAAGUCAGGGGAACUGGGAAUGUGUGAUGAUCCUUAUUGCACUACUUGUCCCACUGACUUCAAGGCUUCUAGGCGAAGAAACUCAAAAGUUUCCACUGUAUUUGAUCCCAAGUUCCGCAGUUCUCUUUAUGGUGAAGCCAAGGGUUUUGGGAAAAAACUUACGUCUUUUUUCUCGUCAUGUAUUCCCGGAGUAAUGAACCCUCACACUAAAGUGGUACAAAAAUGGAACAAAUUUUUCGCCAUCUUUUGCCUGGUGGCAAUUUUUGUGGAUCCAUUGUUCUUUUUCUUAAUCUAUGUGCAGCAGGACUAUAAAUGUAUUCUUAUCAACUGGAAAAUUGCAGAAACACUAAUUUUACUCAGAACCAUAAAUGAUUUUGUAUACUUCUUGAAAAUUCUUCUCCAGUUUAGGUUGGCCUAUAUUUCUCCUGAGUCAAGGGUGGUUGGUGCUGGAGAUUUAGUUGAUGAUCCUAAGAAAAUUGUUGUCCAUUACUUGAAGGGUUAUUUUAUUCUUGACUUGUUUGUUGUCUUGCCUCUUCCUCAGAUAAUGAUACUAUCCAUCUUACCAAGGAACUUGGGGUCAUCGGGAGCAAAUUAUGCUAAGAAUCUUUUGCGUGCAGUGAUACUUGUGCAGUAUAUUCCCAGGCUAUUUAGGGUUCUGCCUCUGCUAAAUGGCCAGUCUCCAACAGGAUUCCUAUUUGAGUCAUCAUGGGCAAAUUUCAUUAUAAAUCUUCUCAUGUAUAUGCUUGCUAGCCAUGUUGUUGGCUCUUGCUGGUACCUCUUAGGUCUACAAAGGGUUAAUCAAUGUUUACGAGAUGCCUGCAGUAAGUCUAAUAUUAGUGGAUGCAUUAAAGUCAUUGAUUGUGGUAAAGGUCAUAUUGGAUAUAGCCAGUCUGGCCCAACACCAGUUGUGUGGAACAACAAUGCAGAUGCCAUUGCUUGUUUGAAGCCCUCUCCUAGUGGAUUUGAUUAUGGGAUCUACGUCAAUGCAGUACCACUUACUAUAGAAACUAAUUUGGUGAAAAAAUAUGUGUACUCUCUUUUUUGGGGAUUCCAGCAAAUCAGUACCCUAGCUGGUAGCCUAACCCCAAGCUAUUUUGUUUGGGAAGUCCUUUUUGCAAUGGGCAUCAUAGGGCUAGGACUCUUGCUUUUUGCACUUCUUAUCGGGAACAUACAGAAUUUUCUUCAAGGUCUUGGACAGAGGAGGCUAGAAAUGCUACUAAGAGCCCGCGAUGUUGAGCAAUGGAUGAGGCAUCGUCGCAUUCCAGAAGAUUUAAGAAGGAGAGUACGGCAGGCUGAACGGUAUAGUUGGGUGGCAACAAGGGGAGCGAAUGAAGAAACACUUCUUGAGAAUUUGCCAGAAGAUUUACAGAUCGACAUAAGGCGUCAUCUCUUCAAAUUUGUUAAGAAAAUUCGAAUUUUCUCCCUAAUGGAUGAGCCUAUCUUAGAUGCCAUUUGUGAGAGACUAAGACAGAAGACAUACAUCAAUGGAAGUAGAAUCUUGAGCCAGGGUGGUAUAGUGGAGAAGAUGGUCUUUAUUGUGCGCGGAAAAUUAGAGAGCAUUGGAGAAGAUGGAAUUCGAGUUCCGUUAUCUGAAGGGGAUGCUUGUGGUGAAGAACUCCUCACAUGGUAUCUUGAACAUUCUUCUGUAAGCACAGAUGGUAAAAAGGUAAGGCUUCCAGGACAAAGGUUGCUUAGUAGCAGAACAGUGAAGUGCCUAACAAAUGUGGAGGCUUUUUCACUCCGAGCUACAGAUCUUGAAGAAGUCACAACCCUUUUCAUGAGAACCUUGCGGAGUCUACGUUUUCAAGGACCUCUAAGGUAUGAAUCCCCAUAUUGGAGAUCCCUUGCAGCAACUCGAAUUCAGGUUGCAUGGAGAUACAGGAAAAAACGUUUAAGUCUUGCUGAUACCUCAUAAUCAAUUCAAACAUUGAAGUCAAUUGUGGCAGGUUGGAGAGUCCAAGGGAAGGAGGAAGCCAUGGCAUUCCAACUUUGUAAUUUUUUUGUACACUAUAUUAAAAUAAGUAUACAUUUCCUUGCUGAUAUCUAUCUCUUUAACAUCGAGAUUCGAGACUAAGUAGGAAUUUUCAAUAACUCAAUAAAGGAAAUUUAAUCUUCAUAAAAAAUUGAAGAUUUAUGCA